AUGCGUACAUACUGUUACACAGCCGCGAUCGAAUCUUGGCCGCCGUCGGUUGCCUGCGAACAAAUCGGGGCAUUGGCGCUCGCCGCAGCUCAUCUCCGCGUCGCGCGGCCGACCGACGACAUCGACAGGCUGCUGCCCUUCUAUCGAGAUGGCCUCGGUUUCGAGGUAUUGGGCAGAUUUGCCGACCACCUAGGCUUUGACGGCGUUGUGCUCGGCCACAAGUCUGCUGCUUACCAGAUUGAAUUUACAAAACUUCGGGGCCACGACGUCGGCCGGGCUCCGACGCAGGACAACCUUCUAGUCUUCUACCUUCCCGACGACGAUGCCUACACCAAGGCGGUGACACGUAUGGAGGAAAAUGGGUUUCAAGCCGUUGCAAGCUUCAACCCCUACUGGGACCGCUACGGCAAGACCUUUGAGGAUCCAGACGGGUACAGAGUGGUGCUUGCCAACAGGCCCGCUCCGUUUGCGUCUUCCCCCUGAUCCACUGCGAGUCUCCAACGCCACAAUGGUCAUGUUCCGAACCACCGACCGUCCAGGCAACUACAGUAGUUGGCCAUUGCCUUCAGAUGGCUGCCGAUGUUUUUUUUUUUUUUUUUGGCCCGUGGAAGCGCUGUUUUCGCAAGGAAGCGCUCGUGAAUGGCGGCCUCAGCCCGGAAGUUAGU
Messenger RNA from Thermothelomyces thermophilus ATCC 42464, 665 nucleotides. RefSeq lists its product as uncharacterized. Lineage: Eukaryota; Fungi; Ascomycota; Sordariomycetes; Sordariales; Chaetomiaceae. Bases 1 to 483 code for a protein of 160 amino acids. The transcript has 2 exons. The record is from RefSeq and is a predicted model, not a curated record.